Lolium rigidum is the source of this 679-nucleotide messenger RNA. Its product is annotated as purine permease 3-like. The record is from RefSeq and is a predicted model, not a curated record. Lineage: Eukaryota; Viridiplantae; Streptophyta; Magnoliopsida; Poales; Poaceae. The transcript has 2 exons. The coding region runs from base 224 to 562 and encodes 112 amino acids. Gene Ontology annotation, molecular function: purine nucleoside transmembrane transporter activity. Gene Ontology annotation, cellular component: membrane.
GCUAGAGGCUUAAGCGAACUAAGAAUACAUUAGGAAAGCUACGCAUCUGAAUUUUGGGUUUAUCUGUAUGUUGAAAUAAGUCCCUGAGUCAAAGAUUUAUGUGGACAUCUUGUGUAGUUAGUCUUCCCGUGAUACCUUGUUGGCCAACAAACGUGACUUCAAUUGGUAGAUAUUAAAAAAAUUGUCUAAACAUAUAUUUUGAUUUAAUGAGAGAACAAUCAAAAUGCAGGCAAUCCCAGGCGAAGCCCAGGAGUUCGGGCUCGGCAAGGCUGGCUAUUACUUGCUGUUGGCAGGCACCGCUGUCAUGUACCAGUUGUUCUUACUUGGUACGAUAGGCACAGUGUUCUACGGCUCGGCGCUGCUCGCCGGCGUCAUCCUGACCGUUCUCAUCCCGAUCACCGGGGUGCUCGCCGUUCUCUUCUUCCACGAGUCGUUCAAUGGCACCAAAGGUGUCUCCCUAGCCCUCGCGGUCUGGGGAUUCGUCUCCUACUUCUAUGGAGAGAUCCAUAGCCAUGCGCAACAGUCCAACAAACCUCCACAUAUAGGGCAAUUGGAUCUUUAAAUAUUCAUCUAUAUUCAUUGUGGUUUUCGUCCUCUAGUUGUUGGGUAGUCCACUUCAGCAAUGACAAGUUUGCUGUGUUGCUGGGUGAAAAUGAAUAAUCGAAAGAGCAAGGUGUGC